CCAACUGCCUCUGAAACUGGGUCUCUCUUGUUCCCUGUGACCACUGCAAGGAUGCCUUCAAAACGGGGAGACAGGAUAAGUUUUCAUGGGACAGCCAGAUAAUAAGUUGCUUUAAAUUCCCCACUGGAUGACAAAUCUGUUGUGUGUUGCUGUAAUGCCUGUCUUUCCCGUUCCAGCUAUGAAGCCGUACGCUCCAGCUUUCAUUCUCCUGUGGAGUGCCGUCGGGAUAGCGAGGGCUGCCAAAAUCGUCGUCGUGCCGCCAAUUAUGUUUGAAAGCCAUCUUUAUAUUUUCAAGACUCUGGCCUCAGCCUUGCAUGACCAAGGUCACCAGACAGUGUUUCUCCUCUCUGAGGGCAGAGAGAUUCCUCCAUCUAAUCACUAUAGACUUCAGCGCUACCCAGGGAUCUUUAACAGCAGCACCUCGGAUGAUUUCCUGCAGUCCAAGAUGAGGAGUAUCUUCUCGGGGAGACUGACAGCCCUCGAACUGUUCGACAUCUUGGACCACUACUCCAAGAACUGCGACAUGAUGGUCGGCAACCAAAACCUCAUGCGUGCCCUGAAACAGGAAAAAUUUGACCUGCUCCUGGUCGAUCCCAAUGAGAUGUGCGGAUUUGUUAUAGCCCAUCUUUUAGGGGUUAAAUACGCCGUGUUUUCCACUGGCCUCUGGUAUCCAGCAGAAGUGGGUGCUCCAGCUCCCCUGUCCUACGUUCCCGAAUUUAACUCGCUGCUCACGGAUCACAUGAACCUCUUGGAGAGGAUUAAAAACACUGUUGUUUAUCUUAUUUCGAGGUUUGGAGUCAGUUUUUUGGUUCUGCCAAAAUACGAACGGAUAAUGCAGAAACACAAGGUUCUUCCCGAACGGUCCAUGUACGACUUGGUUCAUGGAUCCAGCCUGUGGAUGCUUUGUACUGAUGUAGCGCUGGAGUUUCCGAGACCGACGCUUCCCAACGUCGUCUACGUGGGAGGGAUCCUCACCAAACCGGCCAGCCCUCUGCCAGAAGAUCUGCAGGCGUGGGUGAAUGGUGCUAAUGAGAACGGCUUUGUGCUCGUCUCCUUUGGGGCCGGAGUGAAGUACCUGUCUGAAGACAUCGCUAACAAGCUGGCACAUGCCCUGGCCAGGCUGCCCCAGAGGGUUAUUUGGAGGUUUUCAGGGAACAAACCAAGGAAUUUAGGCAACAACACGAAGCUGAUUGAGUGGUUACCGCAGAACGACCUGCUGGGUCACUCCAACAUCAAAGCUUUCCUUAGUCAUGGGGGUUUGAACAGCAUUUUUGAAACCAUGUACCACGGGGUCCCGGUGGUGGGGAUCCCCCUUUUUGGAGACCAUUACGAUACCAUGACCCGUGUCCAGGCCAAAGGCAUGGGAAUACUGCUCAACUGGAAGACUAUGACUGAGAAUGCACUGUAUGAAGCCCUAGUGAAAGUUAUUAAUGAUCCCAGCUACCGGCAGCGGGCGCAGCGGCUGUCUGAGAUCCACAAGGACCAGCCUGGCCACCCCGUGAACCGGACUGUGUACUGGAUUAACUACAUCCUCCGCCACAACGGAGCCCAACAUCUACGUGCCGCUGUUUACAGCAUCUCCCUAUUUCAGUAUUUCUUACUGGAUAUUGCCUUUGUCCUUCUAGUGGGUGCUGCCUUACUUUACUAUGUGUUGGCCAGGCUGGCCAAGUUUGUCUGCAAGCAGAGCAAACAGCUGUGGUCGAACGACAAGCACAGCGCCGUGAACGGACACUACCAGAACGGGAUCCCCAACGGCAAGUACCGCAGGAACGGCCACAUCAAGCAUGAAAAGAAGGUGAAAUGAGCCAACGGCCCCCCCCGUGUAAAGUAGUAACGAAUCAGAUCAGUAAUCGAAUUUUAUCGCUGUAACUUAGCCUAACCACUACUUAAAAAAAAAAAACCCACAAAACAAAAAAAAACCAAACCUCAAUAAGCAGUUCUAACACUCCCCUUCGGUAUGUAAUAUUAUGUGACAAAAUUCUGCGGAACUAAGAGAAGUCUUUAAAAAAAAAAAAAAAAGGAGCAAGCAAGCACAACCUAAAAUGGAAAAUGUUUUAUUCUUAAUACUGAUGCAGAGAGGUUAUUUUGGCACUGAAGUUUUUAGAAGCCUUAAUUCUCUAAAAGUUCUAUACGAUGACCAUAUUUAUGAAUUUUGAGUUUUUUAAAAGCUCAAUGUGUGUGUCCCAAAUGAGGAGAGGUUUCUUUUUAUUUGCAGAGGUGUUCUCCUUUUAUUUUUUUAUUAUUUUAAUAUGUCCAUCCUUUUAGCUGAGAGAACUCUAGUUCUAGUUCUGUGUUUCCUUCGUUGAAGGUUCAACAAGUUGUGUAAGAAUGCUGUUUAAAACAAAAAGUUUUUCCCAGUCUUUAUGCAGGAAAUAGCAAGUUGCCGACAGAGAACACAGACCUUUAAAAAACAAACAAAAAAAAGCAAUACUCUUACUGAGCACUGAAGAAAAAUGGCAAAAAUAUGUACUUGUUUUACUGAUGAAGCUGCAUGACUCUUCUGCUCACUCCCAGUACUUUGGAGAAAAGGGUCUUGAGCAAGGCUACAGUAGGUCCUAAUUUUAAUUUAGACAAAAUUUCAUUUGUUGCCUUUCUCUGCAUAAUGUAAUUUAUGCCACAAAAAUAUUAGGGAGUUCUGUUCCAGUUUGAAAUACAGCUGUGUGGGAAGUAGAUUUGCAUAGAUAAGAAAACAAACUAAACAACAACAACAACAAAAGAAAAAAAAUAAGAAAAUCUAUCCCUGUGCUUCGUGCAGGAGGUUUUGUAAUGGCCCAGAGCUGUGCAGAGUCGAACCACUCCUUGGGCUCUGUUUAAAAAGGAACCAACCAACCCACUGCAAACAUCCCACAACCCCCCAGAGUUGAAUGUUAAUUCUCAUGAAGUUCUUUCGGAAUCGCAAUGUUGUAGCUGUUUUCUCUUUCAAUGGUUGUAUCUGUAAAAAAAAAAAAGAAAAAAAAAAAAAAAAACCCACCCAAGAAAUCUUCCCUUCCAUUAGUCUGGGCCCACGCAAUCCACGUUCCGCAUAGUUGCCAAUGGGAAUUGCGCGCCGCGGGCGGGCGUGGGAUGAAGCCUGGCGGCUGCUCCGGGGAGGAGGUGGCGGUGCGUGUGUCCCCCCACCCCGGCCCCGCAACAAUCUCCUCCAAUCACUGUGGCCGACACGGGACGCCGGCGCCGGGCUGCGCUCCGAGGGUUGGGGAUGCGCUCCGGGCGCGGUGGCGCCGCCGCCACCGCCUUGCUCGACCAAAGUUGGCAACUAUGAGUUUUAUUUCCAUGUCAUUCUGUUUACUUGGAAUUUUGCACUACACACGUUGUGAGUGUACGCUUUAUUUAUUCGUAGUUCGAGAUCCCAUUGCCUUGAAGGAGAAAAGGGAGGAACGCCCGUUUUUACCCGGUGUCGCUCACUAACACGGCGGGAGUUGGGAAAUGAUGAUGGGAUGCUGAGCUCAUCUUCAUACACAGUGAUGCAAUAUUUCGCUUGCCAUUCCAUCAGGAGCCUCGGUCCUAGAGCAAUAAAAUAACAGUGCAGAUACGUUUCUAAUGCACAGUACAGCUACUUGUACUGCUUUCCGAAUACUUGAAGAAAAUGGUAUUAUAAAUAAGCCUAGUAGCUAUUCCUUUUUACAAUCUUGCAGUUCGUGGCAACUAAAGGAGCACACAGAGGCGAUGAGUGGUGGGAUGGUGAGAAGACUUCGAGUGUAUGAAUGACUUGGUUCAAAUGUGGGGGAGGGGUGUUUUUUUGGCAUUAAAGAAGGUACAAAAGCACUGACCGGAUGAUUAAGCAUAAUUUAAUCUCCACUGUGAUAAAACUUAAGCAAUAAACAUGGAUUUAAUAGAGAAA
Molecule: messenger RNA, 3838 nt
Organism: Myiozetetes cayanensis
Lineage: Eukaryota; Metazoa; Chordata; Aves; Passeriformes; Tyrannidae
Gene: UGT8
Product: UDP glycosyltransferase 8
Exons: 5
Coding region: 128-1804 (558 amino acids)
Molecular function (GO): UDP-glycosyltransferase activity
Source: RefSeq, a predicted model, not a curated record